AUGGAGCUUGACCAACGGACAGACCGCAGCAUCUAUUCUGUGGUGCUCCAGGCGCUGAUCCGGCCGUUCAAGCCACACCUCGUGGCUCCGAAGGGCACAUUCGCGGCCGGAUCACCCAGGCUUGAACACGACAAGAGAAUCAUGGGCGGCGUGACGGUGGUGGAGCGGCGGCAGGAGGACAUAUGGCUCUACGAUAUGGUCACUCACGACAAGAACGGCGACGAUGACGACAACAAGAACAAGAAGCCGGCUACGAAGAGGAAACGCAUGUACUACAUAGCGGGAGGAGGCUGGCAGAGCCCGCCGUCCGGGCAGCACUGGAAGUUCUGCGCCGAGGUGGCGCGCAGGGUGCCCGGGCUGGUGGUCACGAUAGUCAGCGCGCCUCUCGCGCCGGCGUCGCCAGCGGCCACAACGCUCCCCGCGCUGAGAAGACUCUUUGCCUCGUUUCCAAGUCAGGGCAGCGGUAGAGACGAUGGGGAACAGGUCAUUCUCGCGGGGGACUCGUCCGGGGCGAACAUUGUACUCUCCCUGGCGCUCGACGGUCUGAGCAAGAGCAAGCGGGAGGAGGAUGGCGCGGGCACAAGGCAGCCAAUGUCGCUCCUCAUCAUCUCGCCGGCGGUGGACCUCAGGCCCAUGGGGGCGGGGGCGGGCGAGACUCGGGCGCUCGCGCGCAGGGACCCGGUGCUCACGGUGGGCUCGCACAACGGCGAGGCGGCGGCGUGGGCGCAGGGGGUGGACAGGAGCGAGGGUUGUAUCUCACCGGCGGUGGCGGACGUGGGCGUGCUCGCGACGGCGGGCGUGAGGCUGGUCGGGGUGACGGGCGGGCACGACAUUCUCACGCCCGCAGCGCUGGGGUUCCGAGACGCGUGUGCCGGCGGGGGCGUGGCCGGGGCGUGGCUGCACUGGGAGGGACAGAUGCACUGCUUCCCGCUGGCGUUUAUGUACGGGUUGCCCGAGGCUGUGAGGGCCAAAGACUGGGUUGUUGAGCAGAUCAGGGGUCUGUGA
Molecule: messenger RNA, 1005 nt
Organism: Diaporthe citri
Lineage: Eukaryota; Fungi; Ascomycota; Sordariomycetes; Diaporthales; Diaporthaceae
Exons: 1
Coding region: 1-1005 (334 amino acids)
Molecular function (GO): hydrolase activity
Source: RefSeq, a predicted model, not a curated record